This is a messenger RNA of Cynara cardunculus var. scolymus (artichoke), 2068 nucleotides long. RefSeq names its product cyclin-D1-1. Gene Ontology annotation, biological process: mitotic cell cycle phase transition; regulation of cyclin-dependent protein serine/threonine kinase activity. The record is from RefSeq and is a predicted model, not a curated record. Lineage: Eukaryota; Viridiplantae; Streptophyta; Magnoliopsida; Asterales; Asteraceae. Gene Ontology annotation, molecular function: cyclin-dependent protein serine/threonine kinase regulator activity. Gene Ontology annotation, cellular component: cytoplasm; cyclin-dependent protein kinase holoenzyme complex; nucleus. Bases 165 to 1154 code for a protein of 329 amino acids. The transcript has 6 exons.
UCAGUAGACAUUUUUCACACCAACACUGCUGCUUGAAAUAGAUAUAUUCAGUGGACUUCUCCGACAGCCACUCACCGGCCGCCUUUAAGCUCAAUCGACCGGAAAAUCGAUCGUGUUUAUAGCAAAUAUGUUCAUGUCAGUAUGAAUAUCGAAUACCGGUCAUCAUGUCAGUCUCCUACUCUGACUGCUUUUCCGAUUUACUCUGCGGCGAGGACUCCGGGAUAUUAUCCGGCGGCGAGCAGCCUGAGUGCUCCUAUGAUUUUGAAUAUUGUGCCGAUUUCGACGAUUCAAUCGCUGAGUUUAUAGAACAGGAGAGAAAGUUCGUUCCAGGAAUCGAUUACGUCGAGAGAUUUCAAUCUCAAGUUCUCGAUGCAUCUGCUAGAGAAGAAUCCGUUGCAUGGAUUCUCAAGGUUCAACGAUUCUACGGUUUUCAGCCGUUGACGGCAUACCUCUCCGUCAACUACCUGGAUCGCUUCAUCUAUUGCCGUGGUUUUCCGGUGGCAAAUGGGUGGCCCUUACAACUCUUAUCCGUGGCUUGCUUGUCUUUAGCAGCUAAAAUGGAGGAACCCCUUGUUCCUUCCAUUUUAGAUCUUCAGGUCGAAGGUGCAAAGUAUAUUUUCGAACCAAGAACAAUCCGAAGAAUGGAGUUUCUUGUUCUUAGCGUUUUGGAUUGGAGGCUACGAUCCGUUACACCGUUUAGCUUCAUCGGAUUCUUUGCCCACAAAAUCGAUUCAACCGGGACUUACACCGGAUUCCUUAUCUCAAGGGCAACCCAAAUUAUUUUAUCAAAUAUUCAAGAGGCUAGUUUACUUGAGUAUUGGCCAUCAUGCAUUGCUGCUGCAACCAUACUUUGUGCAGCUAGCGAUCUUUCUAACUUUUCACUUAUCAAUGCCGAACAUGCCGAAUCAUGGUGUGAUGGGCUUAGCAAAGAAAAGAUCACAAGCUGCUACAGACUGGUACAAGGAGUGAGUCCAUCAGAAACGUCAACCAGCAAGUCCUUAAAGAUACAACCGGUUCAGGUCCGAGUCAUGACUCGUGCGAGUAUUGGAUCAGGUGACUCAUCAUCCUCAUCCUCAUCAUCACCCUCAUCGUAUAAAAGGAGGAAAUUAAAUAACUGCUCGUGGGUAGAUGAUGACAAAAGAAGCUCUAAUUAAUAAAAGACACCAAAAAAUAAAUAAAUAAAUAAAUAAAUAUGGGGUGAGAGUGAGAGUGGGGAAAAAAGGAAAAAGUGGUUCCAAUUGCUCCAGGUUCAAUUCCUCACUAUAUUUUCGAAAGAGGAAUGGAGAUAUAUAAUUAAUUAAUUAUUAAAUUUAUUUUAGUAGGUGGGCAAUUGCCAUAAUUCAUAAAUAUGGCCUUUGCUGGUUCCCUAGGGAAAGGGGAAGUUUGGUACAUAGUAUUUUGGUGUGAAGAAAAUUUGUUUACUACAAAAGUGGGAGUCAGUCGUUGGUGUGUGAAAAAGAGAAGUGGGAACUGUGAUUCAAUUCAAAGGUGGCAUUCAUUGUUGAACAAAUCAAAGAUAGAUGAUGAUGAUGAGAAAGAGGGGGUGGAGCGUAUGUGGGUCCCCUUCAACCCAAAUAUUAAAACAAAAAGAGCAACUCACUCACGGGAGACUUACGAGAUAUCAACUUAAAAAUAUCAGUGAGUUGUUGAUAUUGAUACUGAUACUGAUUUUGAGUUUAUAUAUGAAAGAAAGAAAGAAAGAUCGUUCGAUCGGAUGUGGGAUUUGAAGAUCACAGAAGAUGAGAAAGACUCCCAUUUUCUUUUUUUACUGAGAUUAAUUUUUAAUUUUUCAUAAGAAAAAAAAAGAGAGAUUUGAUUUUUGGAGAGUGGUUUGAGAGACACAUGCUUUGGUUUGUAAGUGUGUGUUCUCACACGUGUGCAUGUGUGUUUUUUUGGCGGGAAAUGUUCGGGCAUCUUUCCAAAUGUUUUCUUUUUUAGUCCCUAUUAUUUAUUAACUUACAUAACCAGGGACUUUUUUCUUCUUUGCGUUAUUUUAGGAGUGUUGUGGUUCACGCGUGUGAUGGUGACACGUGCAUGUAAUUUUAAUUUUUUUAAUUUUAAAGGGGUU